UGCAAUGGGACGAAUUUAACGAUAUAUCAAUCACGAAGUUUCUCGGAAUCGCCAUCAUCUAUCUCAGUGCCAAAAAAUUACAAAUUGUUUCGACCUACUUAAGUCUAGUUCAAUUGGAAGAAUGCAAUGCUGAUACCAUCGUCCGGGCUGUAGAAGAAACACACAUCUGGGGUUGGACAGUAACAAGUUAAUGGCUAUUGGCAUGGAUAACGCCAGUGUUAUAAUCGGAAUUAAUAAUGGAGUGCACGCAAAACUAAGAAAGAAGGUUCCAGAUUUAAUUCUGUUACGGUUUACUUCUCAGCAUCGGCGCGUAUAUGUGACCAAUGGAUUAAGGUGGGAAGUCCCUUCAAUAUUGCCAAGGAUUCGGAAAAGUGCUAUUCUUCGAUUGUUCUUCACGAAAUGUAUAAGAACGAAAUGAAUUUGGCAUACAUUUUAUUUUUAAGGCCCAUCUUGUCAGAUAUACAAAGAACCAACAAAUGUUUGGAAUCGAACAACACAGACCCGACAAAACUUUUUCAGGAUCUUACUUUGUUAGUACGCUCAAUCGCAGCAAAGAUGGUUUUACCUACCUACAAGAUUGAUGUUUUGACGAGUCAAAUUCAGAAUUAUUUGGAUCCCACAACUUACCUUGGAUUUGCGGUAGAAACCAAGUUGGAAGAACUUUCGUUCUACAUGAAAAGCUUUUCUUCUUGCUUUAUUCAAACAGUUGCAACAAAGAUCACCCGUGAAUGUUGCGAUAUUUGAGAAAAUUUCUCUUUUAUCAGUAGCCAAUAUGCUUUCGGCUUCCAAACAAAAUUUGAAUUUAUUAUUCAAAAAUUUCAAUAUUCCAGAGAAAAAAGUUGCUGAAAUUGAUAAUCAAUGUUUUAAAGUUCAUUUGUUAUAAUGGAACGUGAAGAAAGACACUGUUACAUUUUAGAAUGAAUAAUUUAAGUAUGUUGAUGCUUCUGGUAUGAAUCCCUUCGAAGAGUCGGUCAAUUUCGCAAUUGGUGUGCUAUUUUUGCCCCAUUCCAAUGCUGAGAUCGAAAGGCUUUUUAGCUAAAUGAACCUAGUCAAAACAUAAUUGAGGAAUACGUUCAAACUUGACAUGAUGAACGCAAUUUUGAUGAUUCUUUAUGGUCUUAAACGCUACGAAAAAUGUUGUAAGAAUUAUGAAUACCCUAAAGACGUGCUUCAAUCAAUAGGAUUAUCUCAAAAAUAUUGUACAAGUAGUGCAAAUCACAAUAUACAAAAUUCUUUGGCAGAAUCAAAUGAUGUGACUGCAGCCAUCGAAGAAUUUGUUUUAUUUUUGAUCACUGAUGAACAUGGUGAUAAUAAAAAUUUUUUGUGAACGUAGUUUUUGUUAGUAUGUAUUUCUUAGUAUGUUUAAGUGGACUGAACAAAAA
This is a messenger RNA of Belonocnema kinseyi, 1382 nucleotides long. RefSeq lists its product as uncharacterized. Bases 400 to 744 code for a protein of 114 amino acids. The record is from RefSeq and is a predicted model, not a curated record. The transcript has 2 exons. NCBI's taxonomy places the organism in Eukaryota, Metazoa, Arthropoda, Insecta, Hymenoptera, Cynipidae.